CGAGGCGUCAGCGGGUUUAUGACUUCCUGUACGAUCCGGUUCACACGGUUUCCUCUGAGGUCGACCACGUCCGGUCCAGAGCCUCCACACACCGAGUGUGUCGAGUGCCUAAGUUUGGCUCCAUGUUCAGCAGCCUGCCUCACCACCCAGGGUACACUCUUCAGCUGAGCCCCGCCGACCCCAUCCCACCGUCUGUGGAUCGAUCCUGGCGAGGCCCCGGGGAGCAGCACGCAGGGGUUAUUCCAAGAAGGCAGGAUGGGCGUGUUGGAGCUGAUCGCUGGAAAUACUUUCAACGUCCUCUGAUUCCCUCGACACAGCAGCUCCUCCCUGAUGCCAUCUAUGCUCUGCCACAAGAAAACUUCGUAACGCCUGGUGGAAAAGAUGCAGAGCAGCAGCCCACACACGUCACUGUGGAUGUGCAGACGGACUACAGGGAGAGCGAAACGCAGACGGACCCAUACAGCCCCGAGUACGUGAUACGACCGGGGACGACUCCGACAGAGCUGCUGCUACUGGCUCCUUUGACUUGGG
Messenger RNA from Paralichthys olivaceus (Japanese flounder), 531 nucleotides. The record is from RefSeq and is a predicted model, not a curated record. Lineage: Eukaryota; Metazoa; Chordata; Actinopteri; Pleuronectiformes; Paralichthyidae.